AUGCCUUAUUCAUUCCUCACUUGGGGUACACUAUCCAAAUAUCUUUGUCCAGAUCUGUCUAUACCUAUUUACUUAAGUGUGUUCAUUUCUCUAUCUCUCUCUUCCAAUCUCUCUGUCUCUCUCUCUUCCAAUCUCUCUGUCUCUCUCUCUCUUCCAAUCUCUCUGUCUCUCUCUCUCUUCCAAUCUCUCUGUCUCUCUCUCUCUUCCAAUCUCUCUGUCUCUCUCUCUCUUCCAAUCUCUCUCUCUCUCUCUUCCAAUCUCUCUCUCUCUCUUCCAAUCUCUCUCUCUCUCUUCCAAUCUCUCUCUCUCUUCCAAUCUCUCUCUCUCUCUUCCAAUCUCUCUCUCUUCCAAUCUCUCUCUCUCUCUUCCAAUCUCUCUGUAUCUCUUCCAAUCUCUCUGUAUCUCUUCUCUCUCUUCCAAUCUCUCUCUCUCUCUUCCUUCCAAUCUCUCUGUCUCUCUCUCUUCCAAUCUCUCUGUCUCUCUCUCUUCCAAUCUCUCUGUAUCUCUUCCAAUCUCUCUCUCUCUCUCUCUUCCAAUCUCUCUCUCUCUCUCUCUCUUCCAAUCUCUCUCGUUUUAUUUAAAAUAGUUCCUAUGUCUGAGAUUAUCACUCUGUCAAUCUAUCCAUAA
Acanthosepion pharaonis is the source of this 627-nucleotide messenger RNA. Lineage: Eukaryota; Metazoa; Mollusca; Cephalopoda; Sepiida; Sepiidae. The record is from the annotation of a GenBank genome assembly.